UAAGGUUAAGCAUCAUUUUCUUUCUCUCUGUUUCAGAAAACUCUUCGCCAUUACGCGCGCUUCCGACGGUAUGCGGUGCGUGUAACCCACGCCGUCCCCUACUCUGCUCAAAUGCAAAACCUCAAAACUGAGAGUCUUGUAGCUUCAAAUCCUUGUUCUUUCCGUCGGAAAAAAUGGGCAUGAGUUCUGAGACUCCAUUACCAUUUUGUGUUAUUUGGAGAAUGUUGUUUCUUAUGAGUAUGGCGUGGUUUUGUUGUAGUAAAUUAACAACACAAAAGCACGAUUCGGAGUAUAUAUCAGCCAUAGGAGAUCCAGGAAUGAAGAACCCAAAUGUGAGAGUUGCAUUAGAAGCUUGGAACUUCUGCAAUGAAGUAGGAUUUGAGGUACCCAACAUGGGAAGCCCAAGGAUUGCCGAUUGUGCUGAUCUCUACUGCCCUCUCCUCACUGACACCUUGGGUGACGGCUUUCUCAGUAAUGGGAGCAAGUGUGAAGUUCAUCAGAAAGUGAAGGAUUCUGAUAACAGCUUAGCAGCAGGUGAUAAGUUUCCUGUUAUGGAAUUCAAAUCAUAUGAAAAUCCAGAUUUGUAUGCAGUGGAGAAGGAACUUUACUUGGGUUCUCUAUGUGAGGUUCAUGAAGCCCCAAGACCUUGGCAGUUUUGGAUGAUUAUGCUAAAAAAUGGAAACUUUGACAAAAACACUACACUUUGUCCUGAAAAUGGCAAGAAAGUAAGCAAAAUAAUAACGGACAGAAACUUUCCAUGUUUUGGUGAAGGUUGUAUGAAUCAACCACUUAUAUACCAUAAUCACUCCAGUCUGGUUUCAUUUAGUGACCAAUUAUACUCCUUGAGUGGAGGAUUUUAUGGUACAUAUGAUCUUGAUGCUGACUUGAGCAAAGGUGUGGGGAGGAAUUCCUUCUUUUCAGUCUAUUGGUGCAAGAAUACGAGCACAGGGAGUUGGAUUUUUUCACACAAAUUGACAACAUCUGCAAAGUAUCCAUGGCUUAUGCUGUAUCUGCGUGCAGAUGCAACAGAUGGAUUUAAUGGCGGCUAUCACUACAGUGGCAGUGGCAUUAUGAGAAAGUUGCCAGAGUCUCCAAAUUUCAAGGUGAAAUUGACCCUUAAUGUAAAACAAGGAGGAGGGCCCAACAGUCAAUUUUAUCUUCUUGAUAUUGGAAGCUGUUGGAAGAACAAUGGAGAUCCUUGUGAUGGUGAUGUUCUGACAGAUGUGACUAGAUACAGUGAGAUGAUAAUUAACCCAGCCACUACAAGCUGGUGCCGCCCGGAUAAUCUGGUUUCCUGCCCACCGUACCAUGUUAGUCAUACUGGUAAAGUGAUAUACAGAAAUGAGACAUCACGGUUUCCAUAUUCUGCUUAUCAUCUUUACUGCAGUCCAGGGAAUGCCAAAUAUCCAGAGGAGCCAUAUGAUGUCUGUGAUCCAUAUAGUAACCCUCAAGCACAGGAGUUGGUGCAAAUACUUCCACAUCCUGAAUGGGCUGUGCAUGGCUACCCUGAAAAGAAAGGAGAUGGAUGGAUUGGGGACUCCAGGACUUGGGAGCUUGAUGUGGGGUCCCUUUCUAGUCGUCUAUACUUUUAUCAGGACCCAGGAACAAAACCAGCAAAACGAGUGUGGUCUUCGAUUAAUGCCGGUACAGAAAUAUAUGUUAGCCAGGGAGGGGAGACUGCAGAAUGGACUGUAAGUGAUUUUGAUGUAUUGGUUCCACGAUACAAUAGUCAUGAUGUCAGUAUUCCUUACUAGUCUCUUCCCAGUAUAUUCUCUUUGAAGUGGAGAAGAGAAUAACAAAUAAGUCCAUCUGAUUGAGUUGUUUGUAUAUAAGGGAAAAAUAAAAGGGAAAGAAGUUUGAGGGGUGAAGGGUGAAGAAUGUAAAAAGUUGGGAUUGGAGGUUCCAUGUAAAUAUUACAAUUUCAUUUUUGAAAAUAAAAUAUAUGGGUGCUGUAUAUAAUCCUCUUC
Messenger RNA from Tripterygium wilfordii, 1967 nucleotides. RefSeq lists its product as uncharacterized. The coding region runs from base 174 to 1754 and encodes 526 amino acids. NCBI's taxonomy places the organism in Eukaryota, Viridiplantae, Streptophyta, Magnoliopsida, Celastrales, Celastraceae. The record is from RefSeq and is a predicted model, not a curated record. The transcript has 4 exons.